GGCUCGGGGUGGGGGCGCCCUGCGAGGAUAGGGCGGGGGGGGACGCGCGCCGAGGAGGCCUGGACCGCAGAGUGGGGGGCCUUCCUCCCCCCCCCGCCCCCGCCAGCGGGCCUCGGACCUACGCCGGCUGCAUCCGACCCGGAGUGGGGGCCGCGCUUAGCGUGAACCCCGACCCUUCUCCGCAGGGACUGGGGCCCAGCGCCCGGGAGGAAAGCGUCGCGGGUGCUCUGAGAGCCAAGUUCGAGGCGGGGGAGGCAGCCUCGGGCGCGCCCGGCUUCUCCGGGGGGGCGGGCGCGCAGAUGGCCACUCAGGUGGAGCCGCUGCUGCCGGGGGGCGCCCCGCUCUUGCAGGCCGAAGAGCACGGGGGGCUGGUAAGGAAGAAGUCGCCGCCGCCACCCGAAGGCAAGGGCGAGCCUGGGGCGAAAGACGUCGGAGGGGGGGAGCCGGACGGCGGCGCCCGGAGACCUCGGCCGACCUGCGCCAAACCACACAAGGAAGGCUCCGGGCAGCAGGAACGCGAGAGCCCGCGGCCGCCGCAGCCACCCGGCGCGGAGGGCCUGGCGGUCAGCGACGGGGAGGAGGGCGGCGGCGGCGAGCCGGGCGCUGGCGGAGGAGUGAUCGGAGCCGCGGGCGUCGGGCGCCGAGACUUCGUGGAGGCCCCUCCGCCCAAGGUGAACCCGUGGACUAAGAACGCGCUGCCGCCGGUCCUGGCCACCGUGAACGGGCAGUCUCCUCCAGAACAUUCUGUUCCAGCCAAGGUGGUGAGGGCAGCAGUUCCUAAACAGCGCAAAGGCAGCAAGGUUGGUGACUUUGGAGAUGCAAUCAACUGGCCCACACCUGGAGAGAUAGCCCACAAGAGUGCACAGCCACUGUCCCACAAACCUCAGCCUGCCCGCAAGCUGCCACCCAAAAAGGACAUGAAGGAACAGGAGAAAGAGGGGAGUGACAGUAAGGAGAGCCUGAAAACCAAGUCGGAUGAAUCAGGGGAGGAGAAGAAUGGGGACGAGGAUUGUCAGCGAGCGGGGCAGAAGAAGAAAGGGAACAAACACAAAUGGGUUCCGCUACAAAUUGACAUGAAGCCUGAAGUGCCCAGAGAGAAGCUGGUCUCGCGCCCUGCUCGCCCACCAGAGCCACGACACACACCUGCCAGCCGUGGAGAGAUCAAAGGAUCUGAGCUUGCCACCUACAUGCCCGUGCCCAUGGCUCCCACCACCCAGGCCUGGCAACCAGAGACCAAAUCAGAGCCCACCUGGCAUGACCAGGAUGAGACAUCAAGUGUGAAGAGUGAUGGGGCUGGUGGGGCACGGGCUUCCUUCCGUGGACGUGGACGGGGGCGUGGUCGCGGCCGGGGUCGCGGCCGGGGUGGCACUCGAACCCAUUUUGACUACCAAUUUGGCUACCGGAAGUUUGAUGGUACAGAGGGGCCUCGUACCCCCAAGUAUAUGAACAACAUCACCUACUACUUUGACAAUGUCAGCAGCACUGAGCUCUACAGUGUGGACCAGGAGCUUCUGAAAGACUACAUCAAGCGCCAGAUUGAAUACUACUUCAGCGUGGACAACUUAGAGCGAGACUUCUUCCUGCGACGGAAAAUGGAUGCUGACGGUUUCCUUCCCAUCACUCUUAUUGCUUCCUUCCACCGAGUGCAGGCCCUCACCACUGACAUUUCACUCAUUUUUGUGGCCCUAAAGGACAGCAAGGUGGUGGAGAUUGUUGAUGAGAAAAUCCGAAGGAGAGAGGAGCCAGAGAAAUGGCCUCUUCCUGGUCCUCCGAUAGUUGAUUAUUCCCAGACUGAUUUCUCCCAGCUUCUCAAUUGCCCUGAGUUUGUGCCCCGCCAGCACUAUCAGAAGGAGACAGAGUCGGCGCCUGGCUCUCCCCGUGCAGUCACCCCAGUGCCAACCAAAACAGAGGAGGUCAGCAACCUAAAGACCCUGCCCAAGGGGCUGUCUGCCAGCCUGCCUGACCUGGAUUCUGAGAACUGGAUUGAAGUGAAGAAGAGGCCUCGGCCUUCCCCGGCACGACCCAAGAAGUCUGAGGAGCCCAGGUUCCUCCACCCAACCUCUCUGCCUCAGCAGCUGCCCUCUCAGCAGCUGAUGCCCAAGGAUCAGGACGAGCAAGAGGAACUGGACUUCCUGUUUGAUGAGGAGAUGGAGCAGAUGGAUGGGCGGAAGAACACCUUCACCGCCUGGUCUGACGAGGACUCCGACUAUGAGAUUGAUGACCGGGAUGUCAACAAGAUCCUCAUUGUCACCCAGACACCACCUUACAUGCGCCGGCACCCCGGGGGGGACCGCACAGGCAACCACACCUCACGGGCCAAGAUGAGUGCUGAGCUGGCCAAGGUCAUUAAUGAUGGGCUCUUCUAUUAUGAGCAGGACCUGUGGACUGAGAAGUUCGAACCUGAGUAUUCCCAGAUCAAGCAAGAAGUUGAGAACUUCAAGAAAGUCAACAUGAUCAGCCGGGAGCAGUUUGACACACUAACCCCUGAGCCCCCUGUAGAUCCCAACCAGGAGGUCCCUCCUGGACCACCCCGCUUCCAGCAAGUUCCCACUGACGCGCUGGCCAACAAGUUGUUUGGUGCUCCUGAGCCUUCCACCAUUGCCCGCUCUCUACCAACCACUGUCCCAGAGUCGCCAAACUACCGCAAUGCCAGGACCCCCCGCACUCCCCGGACACCUCAGCUCAAAGACUCAAGCCAGACAUCACGGUUUUACCCAGUGGUGAAGGAAGGACGGACCCUAGAUGCCAAGAUGCCUCGGAAGAGAAAGACAAGACACAGCUCAAACCCACCCUUGGAGAGUCACGUGGGCUGGGUGAUGGACUCCCGAGAGCACAGACCUCGGACUGCUUCCAUCAGCUCCAGCCCCUCUGAAGGGACACCUGCGGUUGGCAGCUAUGGCUGUACCCCUCAGUCACUGCCCAAAUUCCAGCAUCCUUCCCAUGAGCUGCUCAAGGAAAAUGGCUUCACACAACACGUCUACCACAAGUACCGUAGGCGCUGCCUUAACGAGCGGAAACGCUUGGGCAUCGGCCAAUCUCAGGAGAUGAACACUCUCUUCCGCUUCUGGUCCUUCUUCCUCCGAGAUCACUUCAACAAAAAAAUGUAUGAAGAGUUCAAGCAGCUGGCUUUGGAGGAUGCCAAAGAAGGCUACAGAUAUGGUUUGGAGUGCCUUUUUCGAUACUACAGUUAUGGCCUGGAAAAGAAGUUCCGGCUGGACAUAUUCAAGGAUUUUCAGGAGGAAACCGUGAAGGACUAUGAAGCCGGCCAACUCUAUGGGCUGGAGAAGUUCUGGGCCUUCUUGAAAUAUUCCAAAGCCAAAAACUUGGACAUUGACCCCAAACUUCAAGAAUACCUCGGCAAAUUCCGACGUCUCGAAGACUUCCGAGUGGAUCCCCCCAUGGGUGAGGAGGGCAAUCACAAGCGACAUCCUGUGGCAGCAGGAGGUGGCAGCAGCGAGGGGAGGAAGCGAUGCCCCUCCCAGUCUUCCAGCAGGCCAGCCACCAUGAUCGGCCAACCCCCGACACCACCCACUGGCCAGCACCUCCGGGACGAUGCCAAAUGGACAAGCCAGCACUCGGACGCACAGACUUUGGGAAAGUGAAAAGCCCCUUUAGCCCUGGGGUUUUGGGGUGGGGAGGGGAUGGGAGGAUGGGUGAGAGUCUGUAGGGGUGCCCAGUCCCAGGAGAGGGGACAGAGAAGGAACAGGCCUAGAGUCAUUAGGAUGGGCCUUUGUGCUGAGUAGUAAUGUGUGCAUCAUUUGGGCUAUCAGAGGUGCCCCUGGGCAGGAGCCUCCACACACCCCCUUCCCCCUCCUCUCUCCAUGACUCUUCACAUCCUAGCUUCUUCUAAGGGGGGGGAGGGGUGGGGGGAGAUUUUUUAUAUAUAUAUAUAUAUAUAUCAAGUUUUAAAUUAUUGAUAGUU
Molecule: messenger RNA, 3922 nt
Organism: Manis javanica (Malayan pangolin)
Lineage: Eukaryota; Metazoa; Chordata; Mammalia; Pholidota; Manidae
Gene: LARP1
Product: La ribonucleoprotein 1, translational regulator
Biological process (GO): mRNA stabilization; positive regulation of translation
Cellular component (GO): cytosol; cytoplasmic stress granule
Molecular function (GO): RNA cap binding
Source: RefSeq, a predicted model, not a curated record